Messenger RNA from Anastrepha obliqua, 2368 nucleotides. It is a transcript of the gene ergic53, whose product is annotated as protein ERGIC-53. Gene Ontology annotation, biological process: endoplasmic reticulum organization; Golgi organization; endoplasmic reticulum to Golgi vesicle-mediated transport. The record is from RefSeq and is a predicted model, not a curated record. The coding region runs from base 19 to 1614 and encodes 531 amino acids. The transcript is spliced from 5 exons. Gene Ontology annotation, cellular component: endoplasmic reticulum-Golgi intermediate compartment; COPII-coated ER to Golgi transport vesicle; Golgi membrane. Gene Ontology annotation, molecular function: D-mannose binding. Lineage: Eukaryota; Metazoa; Arthropoda; Insecta; Diptera; Tephritidae.
ACAAAAAGAAAAUAGUGUAUGUGUCAAAUAAAAAUGUCAGUCACCAUAUCGCUGCGCUCUUACAGAUUUUCCCAAAUUGUGGUAAUUUUGCUACUCCUAGUGGACUAUCGUUACGUCCAUGCGAAUGUGAACAAUCACUUGGCUGGCGUGCAUCGCCGUUUCGAGUAUAAAUAUUCAUUCAAACCGCCAUACUUGGCUCAAAAGGAUGGUACUGUGCCCUUCUGGGAGUAUGGAGGCAAUGCGAUAGCCAGUGCGGAAAGUGUACGAGUGGCUCCAUCUUUGCGUUCACAAAAGGGUGCUAUCUGGACAAAGGCUCCGACGAAUUUUGACUGGUGGGAAGUGGAGAUAGUCUUCCGAGUGUCUGGUCGCGGCCGUAUUGGUGCCGAUGGUCUGGCAUUCUGGUAUGCUACCCAAAAAGGAGAUUAUAAUGGUGCUGUAUUUGGCUCCUCUGACCGCUGGAAUGGCUUAGGCAUCUUUUUCGACUCCUUUGACAAUGACAAUAAACAUAAUAAUCCAUAUAUUAUGGCUGUGGUGAACGAUGGCACCAAGCAGUUUGAUCACCAAAAUGAUGGCACCACACAACUGCUGUCUGGAUGUUUGCGGGACUUCCGUAACAAGCCUUUCCCGACACGGGCGCGCAUUGAAUAUUAUAACAAUGUAUUGACUUUGCUUUUCCACAAUGGCAUGACGAACAAUAAUGAAGAUUAUGAAAUGUGCUUACGAGCUGAUGGUGUACAGUUACCCAAAAAUGGUUAUUUUGGGAUUUCGGCUGCGACUGGAGGCUUGGCGGACGAUCAUGACGUCUUCCACUUUUUGACUUCGUCACUGCAUCCGCCCGGUCAAGUUCCAUCAGACCCAGUGAAAGUUCCAGAGAACUCGGAAAAGUUGGCACAAGAAUACAAGGAAUAUCAAGAGAAGCUGGAGAAACAGAAGCAAGAGUAUAAGAAGGAGCAUCCGGAUGAGGUUAAAGACGAAGACGAAUGGGAAGAAUUCUUUGAGUCAGAAAAUCAACGCGAAUUGCGUCAAAUAUGGCAAGGACAAAGUCAAAUCUUUGAUCAAUUGCGAGAUCUAUCACGUAAAGUAGAUGAGGUAAUUGGACGCCAGGAAAACACUUUGUCGUUAGUAUCAAGAAGUGCGGGGGCUGCAGUGCAACAAGUAGGUACAGGUGGAAGUGCUGGAGUACCACCUGUUGCCACAGGUACGGUAAGCGGAACUAUGACACGACCUGAGGUGGAUCUCGUCAUGGCCAACCAAAAUGCAUUAUUGGCGACAGCGCGCGAGCUUCGUACAUUGAUUGGAGACAUUCAUACCCGCGCCGACACAAUUAUUAAGAAUCAACAACGCGCGCCCACAGCUCAAGUGCAAGCAGCCGGUUAUGACAUCCAGUCCGUUAUCGCUGAGAUGCGAGAUGGUAUGAAUCAGGUAAAACAGGGCAUGGCGCAUGUUGGACAAAAGCUUGGGUCGCCACAGGCUGGUGCACAAAUAGCUUGUCCAACUGGGAAUUGUGUCGGAGUAACUUUGUUCCUAAGUGUGACUGUUGUGCAGCUUCUGUUGGUUUUUCUGUACAACUUUUUCAAGAGCCGCAGUGAAGCUCAAGCGAAAAAGUUCUAUUAAGCCAAAUUCAAGAAUAAUAGGAAAUUAUGUGGAACACGAAAGUUGAAUUUUCUCUACGUGUAAUAUCUAUGCCCUUUUUAAUUCGAUUUAAUUGCUAUGAUAUGUUUCUUUACCUUCUCUGCGUUUUUUAGCAGACUAUUCGGAACAAUUUGUGUACCAAGAGAACAAAAGAGUUUAAAACUAAAAUACAUGACAAAUGGAGUAGAUAAAAAUUCAACAUAAAUACCGUAGUAAAUGGGCUUUUAAAAUUUGCAUUAACACUGAAAAUAUUCAUGUUUGUUAAUGUGUUUUAUGUUUGGCCGAUAUUUAAAGUUAAAUGUAUAGUUUUUCCCGCCCGAUGCUUCCUCAUUUUGAUGUUAUAUGUAGGUAUAUCUCACUUCAUUCGACAAUGUCGUUAUUACACGACUCUUCGAGAGAGUUGGCAGGCUAGGAAAGUUUGUUAAGAUUAGAUUAUCGUAAUUUCUCUAUCUAUAUUUUUUAUUCUUUCUCUUGUUAUCUGUUUUUAAUUUUGUCAAUUCUAUCAAAAACUGUGGGUAAUCACUUUGAUUUAACGAAAACGUGCUGAAGCUUACUUAAUUUAUUUCUACUUCGUAAAUAUUAAAUAAAUCAUUCCAAUCUAAUGGGUAAUGAGAAAAUAGUUUAUCAAACUUUAAAAUCGAUGUACGUAUAUUAAGUCGACUAUGAGCAUUGAAUUUUGGUUUGAAUUGCGGUUUUUUUCAAUGAAAUUUUAUAAUAAAAUCUGAAAACUUUGAAA